AUGAAUAACUUAAAUCUUGUCGACAGUCAUAACGAAAAUACGCCACUGCUAAAAAAUCAUUUUGAUGAACACACUGCUGACACAUCUAAAGAUGAUUAUUGCAAUUUACAAAAUAUUCGUAAUUUCAAUGAGGCCGACAGCUCAGAAAGUCACCCCAUUUUUGUUGUGGAUAGUGAUACUGAUGAAUCUUCUAUUCCUUCUGGUGAUAGAGAUAAUUGUCAUCAUCAUCAUAAUCACGACCUUCAAAACUCUCAUUCAAAAUCUGAUCAAGAGAAUGCAAAAUUAAUGCAAAUAGGAAUUCAAACUGCUUUAGCUAUUUCUAUUCAUAAAUUUCCAGAGGGUCUUAUAACUUUCGUUUCUUCUCAAGCGUCUCGUUCCCUUGGUUUCGCCCUAUUCGCCGCUAUUGCUUUACAUAAUAUCAUAGAAGGUCUCACUAUUGCUCUCCCUAUCUAUAUCGCAACACGUUCACGAAUAAAGGCAUUUUUAUACUCUAGCAUUUUGGGUGGUUUUAGUCAGCCAUUAGGUGCUCUAAUUGGCUGGCUAUUUCUAAACGAGCCACCUUUCAGUUGUUGGAAUCACAACUUUAUUUACGGAGCUUUGUUCGCUGCAACCAGUGGUUUAAUGGGUGUUAUUUGCAUCAAUGGAAUGCUGCCUCAAGCAGUCAAACAUGAUACAAAAGAUGGUCAACUCGUGAGCUUUUUCUUUUUCCUCGGAGUCUUUUUCAUGGGCAUGAGCUCUGCAUUAUUUGAUCAAUCAUAG
Dentiscutata heterogama is the source of this 759-nucleotide messenger RNA. The record is from the annotation of a GenBank genome assembly. Lineage: Eukaryota; Fungi; Glomeromycota; Glomeromycetes; Diversisporales; Gigasporaceae.